AUGGCAAAUGUAUUUAGGAGAUUGGCAGAAACUGAUAGGAAUGCCAGAGCUUCAUUAUAUUUUGGGAAUCUAGAUCCUCAGAUUACAGAGCUAGUGAUGUUUGAAUUGUUUAUUCAAUUUGCACCAGUGCGAUCAUUGAAUAUGCCAAAGGAUAGAAUCCUAAAGACACAUCAAGGGUUUGGUUUUGUUGAAUUCAAUAGUAUAGAAGAAGCUGACUAUGUGUUAAAUAUAUUGAGAGGAAUCAGACUAUAUGGGAAAGCUUUAAAGCUAAAGAAGACAGAGGCUCCAAAAGCCAACUUUACUGGUAAAGAUCAACAGAUAGGUGUUACAACACAAGAACUAAUAAAUAACAACUAUAUUGAUGUGGGAGCUCAAUUAUUUAUCAAUAAUCUCAAUCCACUUAUCGAUGAACAGUACCUAAAGGAAACAUUUGCUAAAUUUGGUACCCUUAUACGGAACCCAUUGCUAAUGAGAGAUGUUGAUACAGGAGAAUCAAAGGGUUACGCUUUCAUAACAUUCGAUGAUUUCAAAGUCUCUGACUAUGUGAUCGAGAAGAUGAACGGAGCAAUUCUAAUGAACUCCAAGAUUCAUGUUUCUUAUGCUUUCAAACAAGAUCCAAUCACAGGUCAACAUAGUAAAGUGCGACAUGGUGAUAAAGUGGAAAGAUUAUUAGCGGAAAGUGCUAAAACGAAUAAGGUUACAGGAUCAAAGCCUAAGAAGAAAAUUAAUAAAGUACACAAACCUAAAACAGGAUCCAAUAGAUAG
Messenger RNA from Scheffersomyces coipomensis, 765 nucleotides. RefSeq names its product U2 snRNP complex subunit. Lineage: Eukaryota; Fungi; Ascomycota; Pichiomycetes; Serinales; Debaryomycetaceae. Gene Ontology annotation, biological process: positive regulation of mRNA splicing, via spliceosome. Bases 1 to 765 code for a protein of 254 amino acids. Gene Ontology annotation, cellular component: U12-type spliceosomal complex; nucleolus. The transcript has a single exon. Gene Ontology annotation, molecular function: RNA binding. The record is from RefSeq and is a predicted model, not a curated record.